GGGAGUUGUAGUCCGUUCGCGGGGAGGGUUGCAGCGUGGGCUGCUGGGAGUUGCAGUCCCCGGGACUCGCCUUCCCGGCGUGCCCCGCGGCGCUCAGCGGCGGUCAUGGCGGCGGUGGCUGCGCGGCGGAGCUGAGGCCUGCGGCGAUGGCUGGAGAACUGGCGGAUAAGAAGGACCGGGACGCGUCGCCCGUCAAGGAGGAGAGGAAACGCUCCCGUUCCCCGGACAGAGACCGCGACCGGGACAGGGACCGCGACCGGGACCGCAAGGGGUCCCCCGGCAAGGAUAGGAAACGGCACCGGUCCCGGGACAGGAGGCGAGGCAGCCGCUCCCGGUCCCGGUCCCGCUCCAAGUCGGUAGAUAGGGACCGCCGGCACAAAGACCGAGAUCGUGACCGGGGCAAGAAGGACCGGGACCGGGAGAAGGAUGGGCACCGGCGGGACAAGGACAGGAAGCGAUCCAGCUUGUCCCCAAGCAGGGGCAAGGACUCGAAGUCCCGGAAGGAGCGGGACUCGCGGAAAGCGGAGGAGGAGGAGGAGAAUGCGCUGAAGAAGGAGAAGGCCCAACCCCUGUCCUUGGAGGAGCUGCUGGCGAAGAAGAAAGCUGAAGAGGAGGCAGAAGCUAAGCCCAAGUUCCUGUCCAAGGCCGAGCGGGAGGCAGAGGCUUUGCGGCGGCGGCAGCAGGAGGUGGAGGAGCGGCAGCGGCUGCUGGAGGAGGAGAGGAAGAAAAGGAAGCAGUUCCAGGAAAUGGGGAGGAAGAUGCUAGAAGACCCCCAGGAGCGUGAGCGCAGGGAGCGCCGGGAGCGCAUGGAGCGGGAGACCAACGGCACGGAGGAUGAGGAGGGCAGGCAGAAGAUUCGGGAGGAGAAAGACAAGAGCAAAGAGCUCCACGCCAUCAAGGAGCGCUACCUGGGAGGGGUGAAGAAGCGGAGACGCACCCGGCACCUGAACGACCGCAAGUUUGUCUUUGAGUGGGAUGCAUCAGAGGACACGUCCAUUGACUACAACCCGCUGUACAAGGAACGGCACCAAGUGCAGCUGCUGGGCCGGGGCUUCAUCGCAGGGAUCGACCUGAAGCAGCAGAAAAGGGAGCAGUCGCGUUUCUACGGGGACCUGAUGGAAAAGAGGCGAACGCUGGAGGAGAAGGAGCAAGAGGAGGCCAGGCUGCGGAAGCUGCGGAAGAAGGAGGCCAAGCAGCGCUGGGAUGACCGCCACUGGUCCCAGAAGAAGCUGGACGAGAUGACAGACAGGGACUGGCGUAUUUUCCGUGAGGACUACAGCAUCACCACCAAAGGGGGCAAGAUCCCCAACCCCAUCCGCUCCUGGAAGGACUCAUCCCUGCCUCCCCACAUCCUGGAGGUCAUCGACAAGUGCGGCUACAAGGAGCCCACCCCGAUCCAGCGCCAGGCCAUCCCCAUCGGCCUGCAGAACCGCGACAUCAUCGGCGUGGCCGAGACGGGCAGCGGCAAAACGGCGGCUUUCCUCAUCCCGCUGCUCGUCUGGAUCACGACCCUGCCCAAGAUCGACCGGAUCGAGGAGUCGGACCAAGGUCCCUACGCCAUCAUCUUGGCCCCUACUCGCGAGCUGGCCCAGCAAAUCGAGGAGGAAACCAUCAAGUUCGGGAAGCCGCUGGGCAUCCGCACCGUGGCCGUGAUCGGAGGAAUCUCCCGCGAGGACCAAGGCUUCCGGCUCCGCAUGGGCUGCGAGAUCGUCAUCGCUACCCCGGGGCGUCUCAUUGACGUGCUGGAGAACCGCUACCUGGUGCUGAGCCGCUGCACCUACGUGGUGCUGGACGAGGCGGACCGCAUGAUCGAUAUGGGCUUCGAGCCCGACGUGCAGAAGAUCCUGGAGCACAUGCCCGUCACCAACCAAAAACCCGACACGGACGAGGCUGAGGACCCCGAGAAAAUGCUGGCGAACUUCGAGUCGGGGAAGCACAAGUACAGGCAGACCGUCAUGUUCACGGCCACCAUGCCACCGGCGGUGGAGCGCCUGGCCCGCAGCUACCUCCGCCGUCCGGCUGUGGUCUACAUCGGCUCCGCCGGCAAGCCGCACGAGCGGGUGGAGCAGAAGGUCUUCCUCAUGUCGGAGUCGGAGAAGAGGAAGAAGCUGUUAGCCAUCCUGGAACAGGGCUUCGACCCGCCCAUCAUCAUUUUUGUCAACCAGAAGAAGGGCUGCGACGUGCUGGCGAAGUCGCUGGAGAAGAUGGGGUACAACGCCUGCACCCUGCACGGCGGCAAAGGCCAGGAGCAGCGAGAGUUCGCCCUCUCCAACCUGAAGGCAGGGGCCAAGGACAUCCUGGUGGCCACGGACGUGGCCGGCCGUGGUAUCGACAUCCACGACGUCUCCAUGGUCGUCAACUACGACAUGGCCAAGAACAUCGAGGAUUACAUCCACCGCAUCGGGCGGACGGGCCGAGCGGGGAAGAGCGGCGUGGCCAUCACCUUCCUCACCAAGGAGGACUCCACCGUCUUCUACGACCUGAAGCAGGCCAUCCUGGAGAGCCCCGUGUCCUCCUGCCCCCCCGAGCUGGCCAACCACCCCGACGCCCAGCACAAGCCUGGCACCAUCCUCACCAAGAAGAGGCGGGAGGAGACCAUCUUCGCGUGAGGCCCCGGGGAUGGUGUCGGCCUCUCGGCCAGCGCUCUGGGGACAGCGGGACCACCGAGGGCACCACCGAGGGCUGCCGGGACUUUGCUGGCUGCUCCUUCCCCCGAGCCCCAGGCCCCAGUGCAGCCAGGACUGCUGACGGCAGGGACCGGGGCCGGGACUGCCCCGAAACGUCCCCUGCGUGCUCCCGGUCCCUCUCCCUGCGUUCACCGUGGACUUGUGGAGCUGCCGGAGGCUGUUUGGGGGCAGGUUCCUCCCUGCCCACCUGCUGCCCAGGCAGGUUCGGGGCUGGGUUCCUUGCGCUGGUUUGUAGCCAGGGCUGUCCCUGGAGCCGUGUUCCUUUCAUCCCUUUUUUAGCUAAACCUCCAAGCUGCGGGAAUAAACCUGCAGCAGCGUUGCCAGGUGUCGCCUCCCCGUGCUGUCCGUUUCUGUGGCGCCGCCUCACGUCCCUGGCUGGCAGCUUCCUGCGCCCUUCCCCGCACCCUGAGGUGCUCAGAGCCGGCAGCGCCCCUAAAAGAAGAGCCUUUGAGCCCUGGGUCCCGUCCCUCACCCAGCCCCGGUGCCUGCGGUCCCCGUGCUGCAGCUUUCCCCCUUCCCCAACCGCCAGAAAACCGGACACCGCUGCCUCCGAGCACGCUCGUGUUUCUGAAACAAGUUACAGGGAAAUCAGUGCUUUCUACAAAAAAAAGAAAUUAUAACAAA
This is a messenger RNA of Oxyura jamaicensis (ruddy duck), 3311 nucleotides long. RefSeq names its product DEAD-box helicase 23 (gene DDX23). Gene Ontology annotation, cellular component: catalytic step 2 spliceosome. The record is from RefSeq and is a predicted model, not a curated record. Gene Ontology annotation, molecular function: RNA helicase activity; ATP binding; RNA binding. Gene Ontology annotation, biological process: mRNA splicing, via spliceosome. Bases 147 to 2609 code for a protein of 820 amino acids. The transcript has 17 exons. Lineage: Eukaryota; Metazoa; Chordata; Aves; Anseriformes; Anatidae.